AUGUUUCUCUUGACCAGAAAUGCACUAAAUAGGUUCAAGAUUCGAAGCAUUCAACAAAUUAGGUCAAGACAGAGCCACGAAAAUCAUUCACAAGAUUUCCAUGACAAAUACGGUAACACUGUACUAGCCAGUGGGACCGCUUUCUGUGUUGUUGCAUGGGUGUUUAUAGCCACACGGAUUGGAAUAGAAUGGAACCUGUCUCCUGUUGGCAGAGUCGCUCCAAAAGAGUGGAAUGAUGAGUAA
Molecule: messenger RNA, 243 nt
Organism: Neomonachus schauinslandi (Hawaiian monk seal)
Lineage: Eukaryota; Metazoa; Chordata; Mammalia; Carnivora; Phocidae
Product: cytochrome c oxidase subunit 7B2, mitochondrial
Exons: 1
Coding region: 1-243 (80 amino acids)
Biological process (GO): mitochondrial electron transport, cytochrome c to oxygen
Source: RefSeq, a predicted model, not a curated record